UCUCUGUUCUUGCAAGCACAAUGCUGCACUCGAAGGAGGAGUGACGAGUAGGGUGUUCUCGUUUUUUUUUUUUUGCUGGAGUGCCGCGUGUUAUGGAUCAGAGCAUCACAUGCUCGUUCUCUCGCUCUAUCUAGGUCCCUCACAUCGGCACUCCAUCCUGAAGCACACAGAGGAGAAGGAACGAUGGAGACACUCUCCUGAUUUUGAGCCUUUUUAGAGUCACACUCAUCUCACUCUACAAAAUAAAGAACGAACAACACACACACACUCACACACACACACACACACCUGCAGUAGCCAUGACAACCUCAGCCCUGCGACGGCAGGUGAAGAACAUUGUACACAACUACUCGGAGGCCGAAGUGAAAGUGCGUGAGGCGACCUCCAAUGACCCCUGGGGUCCAUCCAGCUCUCUCAUGUCGGAGAUCGCCGAGCUGACAUUUAGUGUCGCCGCCUUUAGCGAGGUCAUGGCCAUGGUGUGGAAACGCCUCAACGAUCACGGCAAGAACUGGAGGCACGUCUACAAGGCCCUGACCCUGCUUGACUACUUGGCUAAGACUGGUUCGGAACGUGUAGCGCAGCAAUGCCGCGAAAAUGCCUUCACCAUCCAGACGCUCCGCGACUUUCAGUAUGUGGACCGGGACGGGCGCGAUCAGGGUGUGAACGUGCGUGAGAAGGCCAAACAGCUGGUGGCAUUGCUCAGGGAUGAGGACAGGCUCAGACAUGAGAGGGCGCUGGCGCUCAAGACCAAAGAGCGGUUAGCAAGCGCAGGAGGAGGUGGAGGGUCAGGUGCGGUACCUCCUUCGUACCCAAGCAGGAGGAGCAGCCAGCCGAGCAUGGCAGCACUGUACGGGGAGGAGUUCAGUCGCUCCAUGGGAUCUCCAUCCUCCUUUACCUCAUCCCCUUCGUCUCCAAGAGCCUCUGAUCUGGAGCACUCUCGCCCUCAAACCAGCGGAGAGGAAGAGCUGCAGCUACAGCUGGCUCUUGCCAUGAGCCGAGAGGAGCACCGCAAAGGUCAAGAGGAUGAAUCCGAAGUAGAGAAAGCUGUAGACAAGCGCAGGAGGGGCAGUGAAUCUGGACCUGGAUCUGGGGAGUCAGCCAUGAUUGAUCUGGUUGACAUAUUUGAACCAUCUGGACCAUCUGAAGUGCCGUCCAGUGAUGACCUCUGGGAUGCCCAGCCCUCCUGCCCUUUAACCUCUGAUCCCUGGAAGUCUGUAGCUGUGGUUAACCCAAGUACCCCUGUAGUUGGUAGUCCCUGGAAACCCCACCCCUCUUCCAGUAGCCCAGAUGACCAUUGGGUUAUAAACCAAUCUCCAUCAGAUCCAUGGAUAUCCCUGCCCACUAAGUCCACAAAGAAAUCUGCAGAACAACCCUGGAGGAGUCCAGUUCGGCCAGCCUCAGCAGGAGUCGGCCAAUUUCCCAUUCGGGAGGAAGAGGAACCUGGAGACAAACGACCUAACAGUGUGUUCAGCCCUCGCUGUGAGAGUCCAGCAGAUAUAGACCCAUUUGCUGAAUUGGUGGUGGGUGGGCAGGUAAAUGGCAGAGUUGAGGCAAGUUCGGUGACCUUUGACCACUCUCAUCUUGGCCCCCCACUGGAUUCAGUGACACAUAGAAAGUGCUGCACACCAGAGGCUUUUCUUGGCCCUACUGCUGCAUCACUCAUCAACCUAGACACACUCAUUCCCCCAAAACAACACUCACAAACACAGACGCUCAUCCCGUCAAACAUACCGGCCAACAACAAGAACCCCUUCCUCUCAGGUCUGAGCGCUCCCUCACCCACUAACCCAUUCCACUGUGACCAACGCAGACUGACUCUGAAUCAGAUGCGUCCGAACUCCACUUCCCCAUUGCCUGCCCAUGCUUUGCCCGGUGCUCUUCCCUACAGUGCCUCUCUUCCCCUGCCCUCAUCCCAAAACAUGCCCCAGCCUCUGGACCUGCCCCCUAACCUUCCCCAGCCCUUGUUGCCCCUCUCAUCAAUGCCCCGCCUCCAAACAGCCCCCCAGCUCCAGAGCCACGGCAACAAUCCCUUUCUCUGAAGGCCAAAAAUCCCUUGAUAGAGAUCAGAACCGAGGCUCUUAUCUACAUGCUCAGUGGAGCUGAAGUGAAACAUGCUGGAAAUUGAAUUCAAUGUGAACAGACAAAUGUGGAUUUAACAUAUCAAAAAUGACACACUCUGAAUGUAAUAAAAACCACACAUUAGGUUUUAGAGUAAAAUUUACCACUAAAUUUGAGAAUAGUGUUUAAAGGUAACUAAAAUGACCUUAUUAAGAGAUGCCGUACUCUUUCAUUGAUGCUAACAGAUACUCCAUUAACCACAGUCUCUAGCAUGCUGCUUAUGAGAUGGAGUUCAGCUGUCACAUGCUGCUUAUGAGAUGGAGUUUAGUUGUCAAUCAGCAUGGCUCCGCCCCUUUCACAAUCAAAAGGGUCUGUCAAUCUAAAGGAUGCAAUGCUCUCAGACCCAAAGUGUGCAGAUAUUGGCUACGGGAGGGGGAUGACCAACAUUUCAGGAAUACCGACAUGAACUAAUGAUCCGUUUUUUCUUCUCUACAAAGCUCAUUUGUUUUUUAUUGCCUUCUGUCUAUGGAUACUUGCCUAUUCAGGGUCUAGCUACAAUUGUAAGCCUUGGCCUUGCCUCACAGAACCAUGUGCCUGACUCAAUGGCUUGCUCACAAUGCACCGAAAGAGGUGGUGGUGGUGGUAAAGAGGGGGGGUGGUAUUGUUAUGGUAUCUCCGCACAACUUGGACCUCAGGAGCCCUGCUAACCAAAACCUGCACAAUCAAGUAACUGCUCACAAGCAACUGUCUAUAUCUGGAGACUUUUAAGUAAAAGAAAAGAAAAGUGAUGGAUAAAAAGGAAGAAUGAACAAGGAUAGUCUGGUUAUACGUUGUAAUGCUGAACUUCUCUAUGCUGUUCUUCUGUUGAACAAUAUAUUGAUUUAUUUAUAAAUACAAG
Ictalurus punctatus (channel catfish) is the source of this 2956-nucleotide messenger RNA. RefSeq names its product epsin 3b (gene epn3b). The record is from RefSeq and is a predicted model, not a curated record. The coding region runs from base 300 to 2039 and encodes 579 amino acids. Gene Ontology annotation, molecular function: clathrin binding; phospholipid binding. The transcript has 10 exons. Lineage: Eukaryota; Metazoa; Chordata; Actinopteri; Siluriformes; Ictaluridae. Gene Ontology annotation, cellular component: plasma membrane; endosome; clathrin vesicle coat. Gene Ontology annotation, biological process: endocytosis.